AUGUUUUUGUACACGGUCAUCAUCUCCAUCUUCCUUUUGGUCGUUCUUCCAUUUCUCUUCCUUACAGUCGUUCUUCGUAAAGGCGGUGAACUUGCAGGAUGGUACAUCCGCCGCAAGACACAGGCCAGGCGAGAGUUGUUACUCUCUCGCGCUGCUGCUGAACACAAGCAGUACGCCUCAGAAGAGGAGAACUCGGGAAAUCAAGAAGAUGAAGAGUGGGAGAAGGCUGAGAGCAGUGCGGGCAAGACUCUUCUUGAGAAGAGCAAACGGGACGGUGAUUGGGAAGGCAUUAUAGGUUUCUUCCAUCCAUUUUGCAACGCCGGCGGAGGUGGAGAACGAGUCCUUUGGGCCGCUAUCCGCGCAACUCAGAAACGCUGGCCCCGCUCCCUCUGCAUCGUGUAUACCGGCGACCAUGACGUAGACAAAGACGCAAUCCUCAGGCGGGUCAAAGACCGCUUCAACAUCCACCUCCAUCCUCCCACGGUUAACUUUGUCUAUCUCACAACUCGUCAAUAUAUCCUCAGUAGCACAUGGCCGCACUUCACUCUUCUCGGCCAAUCACUUGGCUCAUUGAUUGUAGCGUACGACGCUUUUAAUCUCCUUGUUCCGGACAUCUUUGUGGAUACAAUGGGUUACGCCUUCACGCUUGCAUUAUCUAGAUUUCUCUUUCCGGAUGUGCCCACUGGUGCAUAUGUUCAUUACCCCACCAUCUCAACAGACAUGCUCGGCUCGCUGGACGAAAAUAGUGGAGAAGCAGGAAAGGGUGUGAACGCCGGCACCGGUAGAGGUGCCAAAGGGGCGGCAAAGAAGGCGUACUGGCGCUUGUUCGCUCGACUGUACAGCUGGGUCGGCGGCCGGGUAGACGUCGUUAUGACGAAUAGUACAUGGACCCAGAACCAUAUCAAGCAGCUCUGGAGCCCCAGCCGGGCAAGCAACCCUCGAGCGUCGGAAAUCACGGUGGUAUUUCCUCCCGUGGCAGUCGAAGAGCUAGUGGAAGAAAUUGAGGUCAACGAGGCAAGCGAGAAGAGCAGAGAACCGAGUCUGCUGUACAUCGCGCAGUUUCGACCAGAGAAGAACCACCCUCUCAUACUCAAUGCCUUCGCGGAACUCAUGAACUCAAAAGACUGGCCAGACGAUGAAAGGCCAAAGCUCAUACUCAUUGGAUCAGUACGCGACGAUGAAGACGCGAAAAGAGUCUACAAAUUACGGUUGCUAGCAAGAGAGCUGAAUAUCAAGGACGAGGUUGAGUUUAUCUGCGACGCAUCAUGGCCACAGAUACGGGAUUGGCUGCGCAAGGCUAGCAUAGGCGUCAACGGGAUGUGGAACGAGCACUUUGGAAUCGGAGUUGUCGAGUAUCAAGCAGCAGGAUUGAUCAGUGUUGUGAAUGCUAGUGGGGGGCCCAAGGAGGACAUUGUGGUCGACUUGGAUGACGGUCCCACUGGCUUCCAUGCCUCCACAGCAUCCGAAUAUGCGGCCGCUUUUGGCGAGGCACUCGAGCUCGAUCAUCAAGAGACGAUAGCCGUGCGCUUACGGGCUCGGAAGAGCGCGCACAGGUUCACGGAGGAGUCAUUCGCCACUAAAUGGGUUGGCCAGGUUGAAAGACUGGUCCAGCUACGCAGAAAGCUUCAUCCAGACGGCCAAAACUAG
Molecule: messenger RNA, 1647 nt
Organism: Coniosporium apollinis CBS 100218
Lineage: Eukaryota; Fungi; Ascomycota; Dothideomycetes
Exons: 3
Coding region: 1-1647 (548 amino acids)
Biological process (GO): protein N-linked glycosylation
Cellular component (GO): endoplasmic reticulum membrane
Molecular function (GO): GDP-Man:Man(3)GlcNAc(2)-PP-Dol alpha-1,2-mannosyltransferase activity
Source: RefSeq, a predicted model, not a curated record